AUGCGUGUCAUUGUCGCGAUAGUUACAGCGUUCCUGUUUGCUCUGGCCAGAGCUCACAACGAACUGCUACCUGCCCGGGGCAAGUCGUGCUUCUUUGAGGAUCUGCGCGCCAACGACGUUUUUGGCGUCACUUUCCAGGCUGGCACCCGUGAUAGUGGCUCCAGCGACCAGCCGGAGAUCAACUUCUACAUCAAUGACCCGAGUGGCCGCCCUGUUCACCAGACCUUCAAGGCCACAGACGGUAUGCCAUCCGUUACGAUCCAGACUCCUGGCCGCUACGAGUUCUGCUUCAGCAAUGAGGCUUCAGGCUCCAAGACGAUUGACGUCACUUUCCACACCGUUCUGCACAAGGCUAGCGAGCGUAACGAGGCCACCAUCGAUACCAUUGAGGGCCAGGUGAAGCUGCUUGGCCGCACUAUGGACGAGGUUCAGCACGAGCAGGACUAUAUUGUCAUCCGUGAGCGCGUCCACCGUAAUACUGCCGAGUCGACUAACGACCGCGUCAAGUGGUGGAGCAUUUUCCAGCUUGCCGUGGUGUUUAGCAACACCGUGUUCCAGGUCAUUUUCCUCAAGCGCUUCUUCGAGGUCAAGUCCCAUCUUUAA
This is a messenger RNA of Wickerhamiella sorbophila, 603 nucleotides long. RefSeq names its product Endosomal protein P24B. The coding region runs from base 1 to 603 and encodes 200 amino acids. Gene Ontology annotation, biological process: protein retention in ER lumen; endoplasmic reticulum to Golgi vesicle-mediated transport; Golgi organization. The record is from RefSeq and is a predicted model, not a curated record. The transcript has a single exon. Lineage: Eukaryota; Fungi; Ascomycota; Dipodascomycetes; Dipodascales; Trichomonascaceae. Gene Ontology annotation, cellular component: endoplasmic reticulum; COPII-coated ER to Golgi transport vesicle; Golgi apparatus.